AUGGCAAGUGUGCAUGAGAGUUUGUAUUUUAAUCCUAUGAUGACAAACGGAGUAGUCCAUGCCAACGUCUUUGGUGUGAAAGACUGGGUUACUCCGUAUAAAAUCUCCGUGUUGGCUUUACUAUACGAAAUGACAACAUCGAAAUCAAUGGCACUUCUGGAGAGAAGACGGUUGAAUAAACUGAUACUACCGCUACAACAGGGUCCAGAUUUGACUCUCGAACAGUUUUUGAAGACAGUGGAAGAAUGCAGUCCCCGAACGAGCGAUGCUGUCAAAUUCUGGUUGUUCGAAAUGGCUGAUAGGGAGUUGAAGGACAUGGAGAAUUUCUUUGCAACACUACCAAAUCCCUUCAGUGACUCUGAGGCUUACAAGACUAGUGUUGUAGGUUUGUUUAUGCGCCACAUGUUGUUGGCCUAUAACAAACUGUCGUUUAGUCAGGUCUAUAAGCUGCACAAGUCUUUGCAGCAGUACUGUCACAGUGUCAGCCCACCUCAGAGGGAGCUCUCCACGCAGCCGUCUGAGGACAUGGAGUUGACCACCAACGACGACACCAGCGCAGAGCAAAUGGACAAAGACGAGCUGGACGCCGGCCCGCUUCACCAGUCUGAUCUCCGGUCGGAUGAGACCAGAGGCCCGCUGUCUCAGAAACAGGCAGAGUACUUCCUCACCAGACAGGCGUAUCUACUGAAGAACGAUGAGAAUAAGGCCAUGAAACCGGCUAAACUGCAGGAUGAGCUGAACAACAUCCUCAAAUUCAAUCCGGACUUUGCAGAGGCUCACUAUUUGAGUUAUUUGAACAGCAUGAGGGUCCAGGACAUCUAUAUUUCCACUCACAGUCUCCUGCAUUACUUUGACCGACUCAUCCUGUCCGGCGGAGAGGGGAAGAGCAACGGCGACGAGGGCUAUGGACGCAGUCUGCGCUAUGCCAUCCUCAAUCUGGCAACCCUGCACUGUCGCUUUGGACACUAUCAGCAGGCAGAUUUGGCGCUGCAAGAAGCCAUCCGCAUUGCUCAGGAGGCAAACGACCAUGUUUGUCUACAACACUGCCUGAGCUGGCUUUACACACUGGAACAGAUGAAGGGCAACGACAGCGUCGUUCUAACUGAAGAUUCUGUAAAAAUGGCCACCCAUUUUUGUCUGCCGUACCUGGCGUCUCUGGGCAUUCAGUCUCUUGUCCAGCAGGGGACGACACAGGGAAUGCCACCCAGUAAGUUACUGGACGCUCUGCGGAGCACAGACAUGAUGCACUGGAAACAGAGCCUGUGCGAACUCAUAGAGAUCAGCCUGGCACAGACUGCUUCCAUAUGGAGGAUGUACGGAAAAAGCACUAUGGCUCGGCAACAGGCCCAGCUCUUGCUCAACAUGAACAGCCUGGAACCGGUCAACUUUGGCGUCCAGCAAAACAACACGGAGGCCUUUGCAGUCGCUCUCUGCCACCUGGCCGAACUCCACGCCGAGCAGGGGCUUUAUGGUGCUGUGAGUGACAUCAUCAAACACCUUAGGCAGCAAUUUCCCCCCCACACCCAACACUCCAAGCUCUGGAUGCUUUGUGAUCUGAAAAUCCAGUUUGAGAAAGCUAUGAAUGAUGGGAAAUAUCACCUGGCUGAGCCACAUGUCACUGCCAUUUCUGCCUUAAAUAGCACGGAAGGUUUAUACAGAAAAGCUCAGUUGCUGAAGGCUCUAAACCAGACAUCUGAAGCCUCCAAGAUCCUUCAGCGUCUGCAGAGACUGUGUGAGAAGAGCAAGAACACAGAGAUGGUUAUCAGAGUGAUGCUGGCCACAGCAGAGCUGCACUGGGACUCGUCAGGGUUUGCCACAGCUCUCCCCCUCCUGCUGCAGGCUCUCGCUCUGGCACACCAACACAACCUACAGAGUCUGGCCUCAGAGACUGUACUCCACCUGUCCUUCACACAGUUAAUGCUGGGUAUUCCAGAGCAGGCGCUUGCACUGGUGCAGGAUGUGUUGGAGUCCAUUCUGGCUCACGGAGCUUUGGUGGAUAAGGGCAGGGCCUUGCUGCUGGCUGCCCGCUGCCAGGUGGCUUUGGCUGCAACUGUUCCAGAGGACGACAGACUGACUGCUGUGGAGAUGGCGGUACAGAUGCUGGACGAGGCUGCUUCGUAUUUCUCUCUGUUGGACUGCAAGAAGCGUCUGAGGGAUGUCUACUACCUGCAGGCCAGAUUACACCACACCCUGGGAAACACCUCCCAACGCAACAAAUGUGCCAUGUUGUUCCGGCACCGUGACCAGGAGCUGCCCUUGUCUGGGUCAACUGUUGUGAACCAUCUGUAG
Messenger RNA from Chanos chanos (milkfish), 2289 nucleotides. It is a transcript of the gene anapc5, whose product is annotated as anaphase promoting complex subunit 5. Gene Ontology annotation, biological process: anaphase-promoting complex-dependent catabolic process; protein K11-linked ubiquitination; positive regulation of mitotic metaphase/anaphase transition. Gene Ontology annotation, molecular function: protein binding. Bases 1 to 2289 code for a protein of 762 amino acids. The transcript has 17 exons. Gene Ontology annotation, cellular component: anaphase-promoting complex. Lineage: Eukaryota; Metazoa; Chordata; Actinopteri; Gonorynchiformes; Chanidae. The record is from RefSeq and is a predicted model, not a curated record.